ACAUUUGCCACCCGAGCCGUGCACAUCGCCAUCGCGCAUCGUCCGCGCACAGUCGACAUCUGAACUUGGACUUUAAAACGUUGUUGAUUGGAUAAUUACGAACAAGAAAAAAGUUUUUAAAGUGUACUUGUUGAAGUUUCUAGUGAAUAUUUCAAAAAGGAAUUAUCAUGAUGGCGAAAAUGAAUAAAUGUAUAUUAAUGGUGUUCUUUUGCGCUUCGAUGUCGUUUGCCUUGCCAACGGUGCACUUUGAAAAAACCGUGAGCACAGUAGGAGGCGGAAGCAGUGGUGGAUCAGGUGAUAUAGCUGUGAAUUUUGGUGGUUUUGACGCAUCUGCAGGUUCAGCUGGAGCUGGAGCUGGAGCUGGUUCGUCUGCCGCAGCUUUCGCUUCUGCCUCCGCCACAGCAACCGCAGGUAGUCAUGCAGGCGCUGGAGCAGGCGCAGGAGCUGCAAUAGUAGAGAAAGAAAUUACCUAUGGCCAUAAAACAAUCCCUCAAAAAACAGAAAUUGUUGCCGAAAAAACUUUCACAGAAGCUCCCAAGGUGAUCAGCGAGCACACGAUACAAGGUCAAGCUCAAGUGCAACGUACGGUCAUCGAAAAAACCGUAAUUCCGCAAUAUGUUGAGAAAACCAUCCAGGUGCCAAGUUAUGUGGAGAAAACUAUUCGUGUGCCUACUGUAGUCGAGCAUAAGGUUCGUGUUCCUGUUACGCCGAAAGUAGAAGAGAGGACUUACGAAGAAAACGCACAUGCUUCUGCUGGAGCUACUGCGCAUGCGCACGCAGGAUCUUAUGCAAGUGGAAAAGUGCAAUUGCAAGAACGUCCCAACACUUACGCCAACAAACAAUUUAUACAUAAACACGGUCUUUUCGGACUUUUUCAUAGCGGAAUUCGUACUAACGCAGCCAGUGCAUCUUCCGCAAGCGCUUCUUCCGGCGCGUAUGCAGGAAGCAGCAACACCAACGCAGGAAAUGGCGGCGUACAGGUUCAAUAUAAAUCCGGAGGUGGUGCUGGAUUAAUUGGAAACAUUUUAAAUCUUGCAUUUCAGAUUCCAGUCGCUACUCUAGGAGCCGUUGGUAAUCUGUUCAAUUCCUUUGGCACUGCUGGCGGAUCAGUAUCCAUCAACAAAAAUUACAGAUCAUACUAAAAAUUACUAUAAACACAAAAUAAGUACAUCCAACUACAUAUUUUAUUGUAAACAAUUUAAAUUCGUGUAAAAAUUAAUUAAUGUAUGUGUAUUGCCUAAUUGGUUAUUGUUAUCAUCUAAUUCGACAAGUUAUUUAUUAUUUUUAAUAAAUCAUCAACGUUUCUUAAAGAAAA
This is a messenger RNA of Dalotia coriaria, 1315 nucleotides long. Its product is annotated as merozoite surface protein 2-like. Bases 168 to 1142 code for a protein of 324 amino acids. The record is from RefSeq and is a predicted model, not a curated record. Lineage: Eukaryota; Metazoa; Arthropoda; Insecta; Coleoptera; Staphylinidae. The transcript is spliced from 8 exons.